Myiozetetes cayanensis is the source of this 2170-nucleotide messenger RNA. RefSeq names its product neuropeptide Y receptor type 6-like. Lineage: Eukaryota; Metazoa; Chordata; Aves; Passeriformes; Tyrannidae. Gene Ontology annotation, biological process: G protein-coupled receptor signaling pathway. Gene Ontology annotation, cellular component: neuron projection; plasma membrane. Bases 1049 to 2170 code for a protein of 373 amino acids. The transcript is spliced from 4 exons. The record is from RefSeq and is a predicted model, not a curated record. Gene Ontology annotation, molecular function: neuropeptide Y receptor activity; neuropeptide binding.
AAUCCUACCACUGCUUUUCAAAAAUCAUUCUCUCAAAAAAACCAGAUUGAGGUAUUAGGGAUUAAGUGGAGACAGGUACGAAUUCAAGAGUUUAUUCAGCAACUUACCAGAGAGCACAUCAUAAGAAAAACAGUUCCUUUCCAUUCCCACAAAUGUCCACUCUAAAUAUUUAAUAGGGAAACACUGAAUUGAAUGCUAAUAUUUGUAAAUAAGUGACUACAAAAUGCAUGGACUUUUACUGGAAAAACUGUAAUAAAAAUAAAGCCCCUUUUCACCAUGUGCUAAUGCAAUGUGCCAUGCUUUGCUUUUCAGGAAUAUUUUUAUAUCUGUGGAGUAUAAGCUAAAAUAUCAAUUUAAAGUGAAAAUCUGAUUAUCUUAAUUGUAAUAAAGCCAAUGACACACUUAAUAGGGUGUGCACGCUCUUUCCAAGCAGGCUGAUGUACAGUCAUAUCAGUUAAGAAAGCAAUAUGCCAUCUGCAGAUAUUUAUAUAUGAAAUCCAACGUAGGGAAAACAUUUGUACUACAGAACAGAUUAAAUAAUUGAAAAUGAAAUAGCAAGAUAAGGUGUUUGACAAGGUGGAGGGAAACUGCUCAGUGGAGGAAAAUCCAUCCCCAUGACUACUGGUCCUUCCUCCUCCUCCCUGCUCACUGCUGUUCGCCUCUCCUUGGAUUCCAGAGCUUGUUUUAUUCCUCAGCAGCCUCCCUGCAGCCUGGUGGAUUCAGUGCACUUGGAAACUGUGGAUCUGGGGUUUGUUUCAGGAAGACAAGAAGGGAGAGUUUAAGUAUUGCUGUAGCAGCAGAUGGCUUUGCUCUGGAUUCUGUUACACACAAAGAAGAUGUUUUUGCUGGCUCUGUAAGCACAGAAAGGGAAGAGGAAAAUUGUUAAAGGCAGAGUGGAUAUGACUUGAAUUUUUCAGCAGGCUCUCAACACUAUUACUAGGGGUGAAGAACUAUCUCCUUCCAGCCAGUUUUCCAAUAACUUCAAAAAGGAAUUAAGGUUGGAAAUAACCCCUUUCUGGCCAGAGAGCUGGCUGGGAGAUGCUUCACGAUGGAUAAAGCCAUUCAGCACCCCAGUGAGAUCCCGUCCAACCAAACUGUCUCUAACUUUAGCAUUUCUCAGUUCCUGAACUUUGACACAUGCCAGCUUUCCUUCCUUGCAGAGUUCUUGCUUAUUACAGCUUACACCUUAGUUUUACUAGUGGGGCUUUUUGGGAAUCUUUGCUUGAUUAUUGUAAUAAAGAGGCGGAAAGAAGCUCAAAAUGUUACCAGCAUUUUGAUUGCCAACCUCUCUUUAUCAGAUGUCUUGAUCUGUAUCAUGUGCAUCCCUGUCACAGUUGCAUACACCUUAAUGGACCACUGGAUAUUUGGGGAAGCAAUGUGUAAAAUGGGUUCUUUCAUACAAAGUUUGUCUGUCACAGUCUCCAUUUUCUCCCUUGUACUCAUUGCUGUUGAGAGGUAUCAGUUAAUUGUGAACCCACGUGGCUGGAAGCCCAACAUUUCACACGCUUACUGGGGAAUUCUUUUCGUCUGGGGGCUCUCCCUCGUGAUAUCCCUUCCUUUUUUAAUAUUUCACCAGUUGACAGAUGAACCCUUCAAACACCUGUCUUUCCACAGUGAUUUCUACAAGAACAAGGUGGCUUGCAUCGAAGCAUGGCCCUCUCUUACGGAGAGGCUGAUUUUCACCACCAGCCUGCUGGUUUUCCAGUACUGCUUCCCACUGGGGUUUAUUUUCAUCUGCUACCUCAGGAUAUUUGUGUGUCUUCGAAGGAGACGCUUUAAGAUAGACAGGAUGAGGGAGAACGAGAGCAGGCUGAGUGAAAACAAAAGGAUUAACAUGAUGCUGGUGUCAAUUGUUGUGACUUUUGCAGCUUGCUGGUUGCCUCUCAAUAUAUUCAACGUGGUUUUUGACUGGAACUACGAGGCACUGAUGAGCUGCAAUCACAACCUGGCAUUUACCAUCUGCCACCUCGUGGCCAUGGUCUCAACGUGUAUCAACCCCAUCUUCUAUGGAUUUCUGAACAGGAACUUUCAGAAGGAUUUGAUAGUAUUAGCUCACCACUGCAGAUGCUCAGCAUCCCAGGAGGAAUAUGAAAAUAUUGCCCUUUCAAAUCUGCAGACUGAUGCAUCUAGGGGGUCUCUGAAAUUAAAUAAUCCCCAUGUGGAUAUAUAA